Schistosoma intercalatum is the source of this 1554-nucleotide messenger RNA. NCBI's taxonomy places the organism in Eukaryota, Metazoa, Platyhelminthes, Trematoda, Strigeidida, Schistosomatidae. The record is from the annotation of a GenBank genome assembly.
AUGAAUAUUGGCUAUUUAUUUCCAAUCCCUCAUAACCUUUACACUGGUGAAAGUGUGUUGGUUUUUGUUGCCCAGUCAGUCAAACAAUCUGAAGAUGAUGUAACCAAUCGCCCAUCCUGUUCAACAGCUUUGGCAGCGUUGGCUCAAGCUCUUUAUGAGAUUAGUGGUGUUGCUCUUGUCCGGAGAGUGUACAAUCAGACAAGUGCCGUUAGACUAGGAGUUUUAACUCCAGAAAUUCAUGGUGAUCAGAUAUCGCUCAUGUAUACUGAUAUGGCGUUUAGUGAAGAUAUUCGCAAUCUGAAACUUCCAAGUUUACCAGUUUCCUGUGAGCCUUCUACUUCCAAUACGGAAUGUUCUGUUAAGUCUUCAAACACUAUGAAAUUGCGUAAAGAUUGCCCAUCUCAGGAACAGUUAUCAGUUAUGGAUUCUUUUAUUAACUCCAUGAUGUUGAAUUAUUCAGAUGAAAGUGAUGAUGAUGAUGGUGGUGGUGGUGAACUCAACAAGAAAGACGAAAACGACGUGGAAAAUCCUUCAUCAAACAGGAUCUUAAAAGUUCAACGGAUAUCAAACCCUUGGAUUCAACGUUUCUUUGCCUGCCUUAGAAAACGGGGUCUUAAUCCAUCAGUACCACUUCCAAUUUCAAAGCAAUCAAAUUCUUCUGAUGUUUGGCUGUCACCUGAAAUGUUUCCUGGUUUGGAGGAAAUCAUCACACAAAUCAAUACUAAUUCCGAGACUGCAUCUGUAAUUGAAUCCCGUAAUGUUCUUCUUAAUUCAUUUCCACCUCUUCGUCCUGCUAGUGAUCCAGUCGAUUUGACAGAAGAAUUUUUGGCGAAAAGACGGCGUUUAGCGGAUGAAGAACUUUAUGCUACUUCCUCGUUCACGAAAGAAAUAGACAGUGAAUAUCCAAGCGAACAACUGACUGCAAGUUCGGAAUUAACUAGCAAAUCAUUGCUUCAAAACACACUGGCAUCAAAUUCCAUUCAAAUAAACUCAGUUCAAGAUUUUGAAGACCUAAUCUCCCAACAACAAAUUGAAGUUGCCUGUAGACUUUUGGAGAAAGAAAUAAUUCAACUGGUGACUGAUCCUUUCACUGCAACUUUAUUACGUCCAAAAGCUAUCGCUUACCUGUUCGCUUAUCGUAAGCAUGCUCAACCAAGUAGAGAAAUCGUCAAUAAUAGUAAUGAAAACAAUCAUAUUAAUGAUGCUACAUCCAACAGCAGCACAUAUCAUCUCGAAAUUGCUCGAGCAUAUAACUCAUUUAUUCGUAGUUGGCGCCAGGAUCUUAUCGAUCGUAAUCUUCUCGGAGGUAAUGUCUCAUCUCAACGUGCUGCUAAUGAUAGCAAGUUGUCGUUUUGGCUGGAAACAAUUACACAAGGUUUCGGUCUUUUGUGCAAUGACGAUAUCCCGGGAAUCGGUGUUACUCAUUCAGAAAGUCGUAAGUUUUUGAACUUGGAAGAUAUUACAAUACCUCAUUUUGUUGAAACAAAAGAUAAUCAGCCUGUAUCGCCCAAUUGUGUUCUCAAAGUUGAGCAUUUGAUGGAUGACACAGAUUGA